AAAAAUUUUUUCUCUCUUCUCCUUUGGAGAAGAGCAGUCUGUUAUGUCAGGUCGAUUAUCGAUAAUGCAUCACAGUUGAUAGAAGGAUUCGAUGUUGUGGUCCGAGGAACUUGUAAUCACUCGUAGAACGUAAGUAUUUCUCCUUUUUUGCCGACAAUUUCCACAUUUUACCAAAGCCGUGACGACUUACCUAAUAAAUGAGAUCGCUAGACAUCGGAGUAAGUCCAAAUUCAGAAUGUAGAAAAUCAAAAAUGAUAACUGGAAGAAAGCCAUGGAGGAAAAACCUUUGGGAAAACCAAGGUUACCCUGACAACUACACCGACGCUUCUUUUUUAGAAGAAUUGAAGAAAAAUAUAAACGUCAGGGAAGUAACGUUUAAAGAGGCAUUUCUCGGUUCGAGCCUCAUCACCCAGCAGUUGUGCAUCAUUGUAUUUUUCUCCUUGAAUUUCUACUAUAUGCACAACAAUUUAAUCAGCUCGGAAGUUCUCUUUGUUUGUCUGUGCAUAACGGCAACAAUUGGUUAUAUUUUUUAUGUAAUUGUUGAUGCAUUGGCCAAUGUUCCUUUAUUCAGUUGUGCCAUGGCAUGGAAGGCGAUGAUGUCUUCAAUCCAAAAGCUGGAUAAAAAGAGACAUCUAAAGGCUAUAGUCUACUUUCUACUUUUGGGCUUUGUACUCUCGCCUGUUUUAAAAACGCUGACUGAAAGCGUGAGCACUGAUACAAUUUACGCUAUGACUGUAUUUAUAAUGGGAAUACACAUGGUGUUUUUCGACUACGGCUUGAGAGCUGUCAUCGUGUCGAGUUCGCUGUCGUUAAACGCCGCUGUCUUUGCUUCCGUAUGCCUGGCUUCCAGAUUGGCAACUCCGUUUGACACUUUUGUACUUCUGACUUGCAGCAUCCUUCAUUUUUUACUUUGUCCUCUCUUGCUUUCCAAAUUAUCAAAUUACCCUUUAAUGAUAUUGAUAAUUAUGGCUACGCUUUCAUUGUACGGCUUGUACCAAGUCGAUAAAGUUUUAACUUCCAUUUUCUUUUGUUCGGUAAUAUUUAUAAACUUUAUCUGUCCUUAUUUAUUCGUACGUUGGCACGCUUAUAAAGAUAAUAUAUAUGGCCCUUGGGAUGAAGCUGUUGUUGAAGAUUUAGGUUGAUGUAAAUAUUAUCGAGCAAACGUCUGCUUAAAAGAGGUUUAAAUGCCAAAUAAAUAAGACUGUUGUAUCUACAUUUAAGUAUUUUUGUAUGCAAUACAUUUUAACCAUAAAUUUUGUGAAAUAAAUCAAUUUGUUUUUUGUUUUGAAA
This is a messenger RNA of Cimex lectularius (bed bug), 1290 nucleotides long. It is a transcript of the gene PIG-C, whose product is annotated as phosphatidylinositol N-acetylglucosaminyltransferase subunit C. Gene Ontology annotation, biological process: GPI anchor biosynthetic process. The record is from RefSeq and is a predicted model, not a curated record. The coding region runs from base 198 to 1142 and encodes 314 amino acids. NCBI's taxonomy places the organism in Eukaryota, Metazoa, Arthropoda, Insecta, Hemiptera, Cimicidae. Gene Ontology annotation, cellular component: glycosylphosphatidylinositol-N-acetylglucosaminyltransferase (GPI-GnT) complex; membrane. The transcript has 4 exons.